Molecule: messenger RNA, 228 nt
Organism: Caenorhabditis briggsae
Lineage: Eukaryota; Metazoa; Nematoda; Chromadorea; Rhabditida; Rhabditidae
Exons: 4
Coding region: 1-228 (75 amino acids)
Source: RefSeq, a predicted model, not a curated record
AUGGAUACCAAUGGUUACACCACUUUCAAGGUCGAUUGCUCAUCUCUAUCGCCGUCGGCUCAGACCGACAUCUUUCGACUCAUCGUGAGAUGCAUCGAUGAUCAACGCCGUUUGGAAUCCGCGGCUCAAGUCAUCACUGAUAACGUAGAAAGCAUCAGAAUCGUCGAGAAGGCAAUGCUCUACGUCUCUUCAAGCACCGAUGAAAUCUGUUUAAUUGCCGGAAAAUAA